AUGGGAACCCGGCAGUCACGACCCCAGGCUCAGCAGACUCACUGGUGGAAUGAGGAAAAACAACCAGAAGCAACUGAAAAAUGUUAUAAUCCUACAGACCCGCUGACAUUUGUUGAAGGAGAUGAUGAAAUGGACUUUCUAUGCAUUGGUUACACGUCUCUGAGAGCACGGAUGUCCUGCGGCCACACUGUAACUCCAACGUCCCUCACAGUAUGGUGUCGGAGGCAGCUGGAUGAGGGGUCGAUGAAGUUUGUGUGCGGUCUCCCGAACUGUGACGCUGAGUGGACCUAUGAAGAAGUUUGUAAAAUGGCUCUUUUGACACAAGAAGAAAACACGUACUUUGAGAAUAAGCUUUUUAGGAAUUCAAUCAACGUCACUCAGGACGUCAAAUCUUGUCCUGGCUGCAAGUGUCGCGUCGUGAGAGAAGAUCCCAACGACCUCUGUGUGAUAUGUCCCAAAUGCUCGACCAACUCUCAGCCCUUUAUAUUCUGCUGGCAGUGUUUGAAGAAAUGGAAAGGCCCUGCACCGGCUUCAUAUCACUGUGAAAACGACGACUGCUGCUAUGAGAAACAGCGCAUUCUGGAAAACUGCCCCAUAAGGAACUUUAAGCGUGUAGCAGGGGUUAAAGGCUGUCCGUGCAUUCGAGCCUGUCCUGCGUGUGGCUUCCUGCUGGAGCACAGUGGACAGAACUUUAUUUCCUGA
Messenger RNA from Knipowitschia caucasica, 702 nucleotides. NCBI's taxonomy places the organism in Eukaryota, Metazoa, Chordata, Actinopteri, Gobiiformes, Gobiidae. The record is from the annotation of a GenBank genome assembly.